ACCUGGCAGAAAAUCAAAAGCUUUUGACUUCCUUAUCCUCGUCCUCCUCUAUGAUUUUACAUUCUUGUAACUUUACACUUGGUUUCAUGAAUUCGUCAAAACCAAAAAAAAAGUUGAACACUUGUAUUGUACGGUCAUUGUGAAUUUUGUCAGUGGUGGUCUAUUAACGUUUGGUACGUUACAUUUAUAUUGUUGUACACAUAAACCCAUGGUGUACCCGUUGGUCGUUUUUUAACUACUAGUUUGAACAAGUUUGGGAGCUCAUUGCAGUGAGAUCUUUCUAGUUCAGAUGUUCCUUUCAUCUUGGGUUUUUGAUAAAAGAACCUGGAUUUUCCUCUUCAUCCAUUUCCAGGUGAUCUUUAACCUUGACCCCUUUUGUCUAUUCAUUCAUUUAUGUUCUUGAUUUUGUGUACUGUGUCACUGAUACAUUAGUGGUGAAGAUUUUUGUAAUAUCCUAGAAUUCUCACACCUCUAGUUCUGCAACUUUUGUAGCAACUUUCCAUUAUUAUCUCAGCUUUGCUACUUCUAUUUCAAUCCGCUUUGCUUUUCAAGAUCCUACCCCACUCUGUAUCUCUCUCUCUCUCUCAGUUGAGUGUGUUGUUUAACUAAGAAUGAGUACUAAAAAUUUUGACUUGCUCAUGUGGGUUUCAUCUAUUUUGUGUUUGAUAUGUGUUUCAUAUGGGUUUGAUCCUAUAGACAAUUAUUUGAUAGACUGUGGAUCCCGCACCAAUGAACCGGUGGGUGAUCGCAUAUUUGUGGGUGAUAACUCUGAUUCCAGUAUUCUUUCAACCCCACAAAAGAUUCUUGCAAACACAACCCUGGAAAUUACUUCAUCUCCUUAUAAUUCAACUCUGUUCCAAACUGCAAGAAUACUAGAUGGACCCUCUAGUUACAAAUUUCCAAUUAAGAAACAUGGGAGGCAUUGGAUUCGCCUAUAUUUCUUCCCUUUCAUUUAUCAAAACUACAAUCUGAGCACAGCAAAAUUCUCAGUAUCAGCUCAAAAUAUCACCCUUCUCAAAGAAUUCCAAAUAGAAAGUGGUCCUCAGGUAAAGGAAUACUCUUUGAACAUAACUCAAAGCAAUCUGACUCUUACUUUUACCCCUAGUUCCAAUUCCUUCGCCUUCAUAAAUGCCUUGGAAGUUUUUUCGCUUCCUGAUGAGCUCAUUCCUAAGAGUGCGCAAGCAAUUGUAACAGACAACAAUUACAGUUUGUCGAAUAAGGCAUUAGAGACAGUUGAAAGGGUAGACAUGGGUAACAAAAGUGUGUAUCCCCAAGAUGAUACCCUAUGGCGUCUUUGGGUCUCUGAUGAUACGUAUCUGAUUCACAAUAAUCUUGCAAAGUUUGUGUCAAACACUACAGCUGUCAAUUUCACGACAGACUGGGUAACAGAUAUUAUCGCUCCCUCUUCUGUCUAUGGCACUGCCACUCAGUUGGACUCAGAAUCUGAUCCUAAUACCAAAGCAAAUGUGACAUGGCGUUUUGAUGUUGAUCCUGGCUUUGAGUAUUUGGUCCGGUUUCACUUUUGUGACAUUGGGAGUAUGUCUUCAUCUAGUAUAAGCUUCAAUGUUUAUAUCAACUCAAUGCUUGUUGUUAGAAAUUUUGAUCUUAGCAGUCAAUCAGGCUUGGGUGUGCCUUAUUAUAGGGAUGUCAUCACAAGGUCAAGCGAUAGCCUUAAGCUGAAUGUCAGUGUUGGCCCUUCUGAUAUUGGUAAUUCUUAUCCAAAUGCCAUUCUUAAUGGCCUGGAGAUCAUGAAAAUAAGCAAUUCCAAGGGCAGCCUUGUCUUGGAGUCUGAUUUGAAAAAAAGUUCUAAGAUGAAAGUUGGUUUGAUAGUGGGAUUGGCCAGUGGAAUGUUCAUAGCUGUUAUUUUCGCUAUCAUUCUCUUCGUGCUCUGCAGAAGAAGAAGACGAAGAUAUGCACAUGUCAGCCAUUCAAAGGCAGUAGAAAAUUUUGCCCCUAAUGAAAUGGAGAAUAACUCACCCAACAGGGCUGCUAUCUUUUCUAGCUCAAAAUUUGGGUAUCGCUUUCCUUUUUUGGCAAUUCAAGAGGCUACUGAUAAUUUCAGCGAAAGUUUAGUUAUUGGUGUAGGUGGCUUUGGGAAGGUUUACAAGGGAAUGUUGAGAGAUGAAACAAAAGUGGCAGUGAAGAGGGGGUUUUCUCAUUCACAACAGGGUUUUGCAGAAUUCCAGACUGAAAUAGAAAUGUUAUCUCAGUUUCGUCACCGCCAUCUGGUAUCUCUGAUUGGUUACUGUGACGAGCAAAAUGAGAUGAUCAUAGUUUACGAGUACAUGGAAAAUGGGACCCUAAAGAACCAUCUGUAUGGUUCUGAUCUCCCCGGCUUAAGUUGGCAGCAAAGGCUUGAGAUAUGCAUUGGAUCAGCAAGAGGACUUCACUAUCUUCACACUGGCUCUGCCAAGGCAAUUAUUCAUCGUGAUGUCAAGUCUGCAAAUAUACUACUAGAUGAGAAUUUCAUGGCCAAGGUUGCUGAUUUUGGGCUUUCAAAGACUGGUCCUGAGAUUGAUAAGACGCAUGUCACUACUGCAGUAAAAGGAAGCUUUGGGUAUCUUGAUCCUGAGUAUUUGACAAGGCAACAACUGACAGAAAAAUCGGAUGUGUACUCUUUUGGGGUAGUCAUGUUGGAAGUUCUUUGUGGGAGACCUGUCAUUGAUCCAUCCCUUCCAAGGGAAAAGGUGAAUUUAGUUGAAUGGGCAAGUAAAUCACUGAAAAGAGAGCAAUUGGAGGAAGUUGUAGAUCCUCAUCUCGCAGGUCAAAUUAAACCAGAUUCAUUAAUGAAGUUUGGAGAAAUAGCAGAGAAAUGCUUGGCAGAAUGUGGUGUUGAUCGACCUUCAAUGGGAGAUGUGUUCUGGAAUUUGGAGUGUGCACUUCAACUUCAAGGUAAUGAACGAAGAUCCAGUUGUGCUGGUGAUCUGUCUUCACAAGUUAGUCACGUCAAUCACUUGGAGAUCAGUGUAUCCACUGCACAAUUCAGUGUGGGUGACAUUGCUGGUAUUUCAAUGAGUAAGGUCUUUGCCCAAAUGGUGAAAGAGGAUACGAGGUAGAUGAUGGUGAAGCAAUGUACUAAGCCAAAAAGACUUAUAUUUUUAUUUUUAUUUUUUGAUUUGCAAAAAGACUUAUAUUGAGCUCAACGAAAUGAGUAUUGGAUAUUGUACAUAAGGGGUGUGCCUCGAAUUCCUUAUGAUGAAUUAGCUUGAUUUUGUGUUCCAUUAAAUGUGUAAAUUCCUACCUAGAAGUACACCAAUAUAGCAUUUGCAGUACCAGAUCUGAUUGGUUA
Molecule: messenger RNA, 3289 nt
Organism: Quercus lobata
Lineage: Eukaryota; Viridiplantae; Streptophyta; Magnoliopsida; Fagales; Fagaceae
Product: receptor-like protein kinase HERK 1
Exons: 1
Coding region: 612-3056 (814 amino acids)
Biological process (GO): protein phosphorylation
Molecular function (GO): ATP binding; protein kinase activity
Source: RefSeq, a predicted model, not a curated record